AGAGUGGAGGCUGUUAUAGCAGCAAAGGGGGGAACCAACUCCAUAUUAAUACCCAUAAUUUUAGAAUGAGAUUAUUGGACGAGCAGGUUUCCACAUACUGUUGGUGAUGUAGUGUAUGAUGAGCUAUUCUAUAGGUCACUAAGGUCUUGUUGUUACUCUGUGUUGAUGGUUUUUGUUGCUAUGAGGGAACACAUCCACAAAGGUCAUUCUAAAACCUACUGAAUAAGUCUCUUCAAUGAGGAGAAUAAAGAGGGUAGGAGGGAGGAAAAACACAAACGCUACCUCUCCUCUCCAUGAAAAACAAGUGUGCUUCUCAUUUAUAAAAGCAUGCCUCUGAUGUCCAUGUCUCACUCACUUCAACCAAUGUGUUCGUCAUAGUGACGUUAUGAUCGAGCUUCUCUCUCUCUCUCUCUCUCUCUCUCUCUCUCUCUCUCUCUCUCUCUCCCUCUCCCUCUCCCUCUCUCUCUCUACCUCUCCCUCGCUCUCUCUCGGUUGAGAACAGUGCGUGCUUCAGAACCCUGAGAUAGAAGGCUGUACGCAGCGCCGGUACCGGGACGCCGCUCCAACAGAUCAACACUUGAACAGAGCGACAGAGUGGAAACGGUCGAACGACUAUGGAUGCGUCCUACUCGAUUUUUUUUAAACUCUUCUUUUGGUCGUAGUGUAAUGUAGACUUCAAGGGAUUCGAUUUUUCAAAGGGAUUAUUGUUAUUUUUCCUUUGAUUUGUAAACUUUAACAACCACUUUUUUUUUUUUAAAUCGGAAGGGAUUCAAACCGCAAUAAUGAAUGAUAUUAAACUUGCGGUUUUGGGAGGCGAAGGAGUCGGGAAAUCAGCUCUCAUCGUUCGAUUCCUGACGAGGCGAUUUAUCGGCGAAUAUGCAUCAUCAUCAGAAUGCAUAUACAGAAAGCGUCUGUCUAUUGAUGGUAGACAGCUGAAUCUAGAACUCUAUGAUCCAUGCUCACAGGCCUGUGAGGGGAAGUUAACUCUGACCGACCAGAUCCACUGGGCUGAUGGCUUCAUAGUGGUCUAUGACAUCAGUGACCGCUCCUCCUUCAUCAAGGCUAAAGCCGUAGUACACCUGAUCAGAGAGUUAAACCUGGGAGUGGCCAAAAGGGAUGCAGACACUCUGGUGUUCCUGGUGGGGAACAAGCAGGACCUGUGCCACGUGAGGGAGGUGCGUCGAGAGGAAGGCCAGCGCCUGGCAGCAGAGUCCCAGUGCCAGUUCUACGAGCUCUCUGCAGCAGAACACUACCAGGAGGUGGUCCUCAUGUUCUCUAAGAUGGUCCACAACGCCAGCCUGGGGGGCAAGGCCAAGGAGAGGAGACGGAGACCUAGUGGCUCCAAGUCCAUGGCCAAACUCAUCAAUAAUGUCUUCGGGAAGCGGAGGAAAUCAGUGUGAAGGGGAGAUAGGAGGGUCAAGUGUUACCCCGGGACUAAGAGGCCUUGUUACUUUGUUUCUCCCCUUGGGACUGUUGUUGAAUGGUGAAAGGGAUUGUGGGAAAAGGUCAGUAACGUUGAAUGGACCCACCACCAACAACAUGGGCUUCGCCUACCUACUUACUUGCGGUUGCUAUUAUUACUGUUGACCAUGAAAAUGGUUGGAAAAGGGUCAAUAACAAUUAGACCCCCACCAACCUACACUCCUCUGGUUGCCAACCACCAAGUGACAGCUCUGUGUGAGAUGUGGUACAAAUGGUACUACACUUAUAACAGAGCUUAUUGGACUGAUAGGACUGCUGCUGAUUAAUGACUUUAUACACACACACACACACACACACACACACACACACACACACACACACACACACACACACAUAUGUACAUGAUAUCACAGGGAGACUCCAUUAUUAGCUAUGUAAAGUAAAUGAUACCACAGGGAGACUCCAUUAUUAGCUAUGUAAAGUAAAUGAUACCACAGGGAGACUCCAUUAUUAGCUAUGUAAAGUAAAUGACACCACAGGGAGACUCCAUUAUUAGCUAUGUAAAGUAAAUGAUAUCACAUGGAGACUCCAUUAUUAGCUAUGUAAAGUAAAUGACACCACAGGGAGACUCCAUUAUUAGCUAUGUAAAGUAAAUGAUACCACAGGGAGACUCCAUUAUUAGCUAUGUAAAGUAAAUGAUACCACAGGGAGACUCCAUUAUUAGCUAUGUAAAGUAAAUGACACCACAGGGAGACUCCAUUAUUAGCAAUGUAAAGUAAAUGAUACCACAGGGAGACUACAUUACUGGCCCUAUUGCCUCUACUGCUCAAUGCAUGCCACAGUGGCAGACACAGUCCAUUUUUCAUACAUCUUUCAUUAUGACUGAAGUGUGUUCCAAAUAGCACCCUAUUCCCUAUAUGAUGCACUAUGUUUGACCGGAGCCCUAUGGGCCCUUAUUGAAAAGUAGUGCACUAAAUAGGGAACAGGGUGCCAUUUGGGAUGCAGACUGAAUACUGCUACUGAAGAGAGCCAGUAGUUUGUUGGCAUGGAGGUUGUUUUGGGGGAAAUUCUUCCUGUGGUUACUGUUUCCAUGGAAAGGUAAUGUAUCAUAAAAUAAUGAAUGUUUGUCUGUUUAGUUCCAUCUUCAUGUUGUUAAUUGUUCACUGGAAUAAAGUCUUAAUUAUAAAGUCAUAAUAUAAUGUAAAACUAUAAUAAACACUGUAAUCAAG
Messenger RNA from Salmo salar (Atlantic salmon), 2651 nucleotides. NCBI's taxonomy places the organism in Eukaryota, Metazoa, Chordata, Actinopteri, Salmoniformes, Salmonidae. The record is from RefSeq and is a predicted model, not a curated record.